CCAGGCCAUGUUCGAGCUGGUUACUUCCGAAGCCUCCUAUUACAAGAGUCUGAAUCUGCUGGUGUCUCACUUCAUGGAGAACGAACGUCUGAAAAAGAUCUUACACCCGUCGGAGGCACACAUCCUCUUCUCCAACGUCCUGGAUGUCAUGGCUGUCAGCGAGCGCUUCCUGAUGGACCUCGAGCAGCGGGUGGAGGAGAACAUUGUGAUCUCGGACGUGUGCGAUAUUGUCUACCAGCAUACAGUUAAUCACUUCUCCGUGUACAUCACCUACGUCUCCAACCAGACCUACCAGGAGAGAGCUUACAAGCAGCUUCU
This is a messenger RNA of Calidris pugnax (ruff), 318 nucleotides long. RefSeq names its product ephexin-1-like. The record is from RefSeq and is a predicted model, not a curated record. NCBI's taxonomy places the organism in Eukaryota, Metazoa, Chordata, Aves, Charadriiformes, Scolopacidae. Gene Ontology annotation, molecular function: guanyl-nucleotide exchange factor activity. The transcript has 2 exons. The annotation marks the transcript as partial. Gene Ontology annotation, biological process: activation of GTPase activity.